AUGAUGUGCUUAACAAUUCUGAGACUAAGUCUGGUGAUUCUGGCUGGGUGGGCAUUCAGUGCCACCAAUUCUGAGCUGGACUGGACACGCAAGAAAUCCUUAGCUCAGAGGGGAUAUCUGGAUCAGGUGCUAUUGGAAGGGGAACGCUGUUGGCUGGGAGCCAAGGUUCAAAGACCGAGAGCUGCUCCCCAGAAUCACCUCUUUGGGGUCUACCCCAGCCAGUCUGGGAAGUACCUGAGGCCCUACCCUGGGGGGGAACAGGGAACCCACCAAGCAGGACAUGGUAAGCCAGACACAGAGGAAAAUGCUGUGAGCCAUGUUCUCCAAGACUCGACUGAAAGCGCAGUGAGGAGUGAGGUUGAGCAGCUGGCUGUCCCGUGGGUAGGGGGUGGUCCUAUUGGGCAAUCUGAGCUGCUGGGAGAUGAUGACACUUAUCUUGGUGGUCGAGGAUCCAAGGAAUCUCUAGGUGAGGCUGAGAUUAAGGGAAGUGCUGCCACUGCUGCCACCGUCACCACCACCUUCGCACGCCUGAAGAAACCCAAACCAGACAUCGAAAGCAAGGGCCGGGUCAAGACCAGGCAUCCCCGGCAAGUGGUGAAGAGUCGGGCAGAGGAUAUGCAGGAAGCCUCUGAUUCAAUCCCUCCUCGUCGUUUCCACCCUUGGCCUAAGCAUUCCCUUAUGCAUGGGGCCAAAAAGCGUCCGUUGGAGAACAGCACCCAAAACAGCGGAGGUGACCCUCACUGGGAAGGAGAGACCUUUGGUCCCCCAGGAGCAUUGCCUGUCUUGUACUUCUCGGGGAGGCGGGAGCGACUGCUGCUGCGUCCAGAAGUGCUGGCCGAGAUUCCCCGGGAGGCGUUCACAGUGGAAGCCUGGGUUAAACCGGAGGGAGGACAGAACAACCCAGCCAUCAUCGCAGGUGUGUUUGAUAAAUGCUCCCACACUGUCAGUGACAAGGGCUGGGCCCUGGGGAUCCGCUCAGGGAAGGACAAGGGAAGGCAAGAUGCUCGCUUUUUCUUCUCCCUCCGCACCGACCGAGUGAAGAAGGCCACUGUCGUGACUGGCCACAGUCGUUACCGACCAGGCGUGUGGACACAUGUGGCAGCCACUUAUGAUGGGCAGCGAAUGGCUCUGUAUGUGGAUGGAACUCAGGUGGCCAGUCACCCAGGCCAGUCUGGUCCCCUGCACAGCCCCUUCAUGGCUUCCUGCCGCUCUUUGCUCCUGGGGGGUGAUAACUCUGAGGAAGAACACUAUUUCCGUGGACACCUGGGCACACUGGUCUUCUGGUCCAGGGCUCUAUCACAAAGCCAACUGCAGCACAGUCCAAAGCAUCCAAGUGGGGUGGAGUUAACUUCCCUGUUACUGACAGCCAGUUUUGAGCCCCUGGAAGAACAGUGGGCACCCUUUCGAGAUGGGAAGUGCCCACGGCUUGAGGUUCUCCAGGGCUAUGAGCCAGAGCCUGAAAUUCUGUCGCCUUUGCUACCCCCAUUCUGUGGGCAAACGGCUUGUGACAAUGUAGAGCUGAUCUCCCAAUACAAUAGGCACUGGUCUCUUCGGGGAGAGAAGGUGAUACGCUACCGAGUGGUGAACAUCUGUGAUGACGAGGGUCUGAACCCCACUGUGAGCGAGGAGCAGAUUGAGAGGCAGCAUAAGGUGCUGAAUGAAGCCUUCAGCCACUACAACAUCAGCUGGCAGCUGAGCGUCCACCGGGUCCACAACUCCACCCUGCGCCACCGGGUUGUGCUUGUGAAUUGUGAGCCCAGCAAGAUUGGCAAUGACCAUUGUGACCCUGAGUGUGAGCACCCCCUCACGGGCUAUGAUGGGGGUGACUGCCGCCUACAGGGCCGCUGCUUCUCCUGGAAUCGCAGGGAUGGGCUCUGCCACAUGGAGUGCAACAACAUGCUGAACGAUUUUGACGAUGGUGACUGCUGCGACCCCGAGGUGGCUGAUGUGCUCAAGACCUGCUUUGACCCUGACUCUCUCAAGAGGGCAUACAUGAGUGUGAAGGAGCUGAAGGAGGCCCUGCAGCUCAACAGCACCCACUUUCUCAAUGUCUACUUUGCCAGCUCAGUACGGGAAGACCUUGCAGGAGCUGCCACCUGGCCUUGGGACAAGGAAGCCACCAGUCACCUGGGUGGCGUUGUCCUCAACCCCUCCUAUUAUGGCAUGCCUGGCCAUACCAACAUCAUGAUCCAUGAGGUGGGGCAUGUCUUGGGACUCUACCAUGUCUUUAAGGGGGUCAGUGAGAGAGAAUCCUGCGAUGACCCCUGCAGAGAGACGGUGCCAUCCAUGGAUACAGGAGACCUCUGUGCUGACACAGCCCCAACUCCCAAGAGUAAGCUGUGCAAGGACCCGGAGCCUGCUAAUGACACCUGUGGCUUCACCCACUUUCCAGGGGCACCAUUCAACAACUACAUGAGCUAUACAGAUGAUGACUGUACUGACAGCUUCACCCCCAACCAAGUGGCCCGAAUGCAUUGCUAUUUGGACCUUGUGUAUGAGCAAUGGAGUCAAAGUGAAAAGCCCACCCCCAUCCCCAUCCCACCCGUGGUCAUUGGGCAGACCCACGAGUCCCUCACAAUCCACUGGCUGCCUGCAAUCAGCGGAGUUGUGUACGACAGGGACCCAGGCAGCCUGUGUGGAGCCUGCAUGGAAGACGGGACUUUUCGUCAGUACGUACACACAGCUUCCUCCCAGCGGGUGUGUGACUCCUCAGGCUACUGGACCCCAGAGGAAGCUGUGGGGCCUCCAGACGUGGAUCAGCCAUGUGAGCCGAGCUUGCAGGCCUGGAGCCCCGAGCUGCACCUGUACCAUAUGAACAUGACUGUCCCCUGCCCAACAGAUGGCUGUAGCCUGGAGCUGCUCUUCCAGCACCCGGUCCUUGCUGACACCCUCACCCUGUGGGUCACCUACCUCUCCUCGGACUCCUCCCAGGCAUUCUUUGACGUAGAGAUCUUGCUGGAGCACCAGGAGUCUGUGCACCUGGGACCCUUAGACACUUUCUGUGACACUCCACUCACUGUCAAGCUUCAUGUUGAUGGGAAAGUCUUGGGGGUAAAAGUCUACACCUUCGAUGAGCGGAUGGAGAUUGAUGCAGCUCUCCUGACUUCCCAGCCACGCAGUCCUCUGUGCUCUGGCUGCAGACCUGUGAGGUAUCGGGUUCUCCGCCAGCCCCCGUUUGCCAGUGGCUCGCCCAUGGUGGUGACGCACCCUCACAGGAAGUUCACAGACGUGGAGGUCACACCUGGGCAGAUGUAUCAGUACCAAGUUCAAGCUGAAGCUGGAGCAGAACUGGGAGAAGCUUCACCUCCUCUGAUCCACAUCCAUGGAGCUCCUUACUGUGGAGAUGGGAAGGUGGCAGGGAGUCUGGGAGAAGAGUGUGAUGAUGGAGACCUCUUGAGUGGAGAUGGCUGCUCGAGAGCAUGUAAACUGGAGGCAGGCUUCAACUGUGUAGAGGAACCAAGCCUGUGCUACAUACAUGAGGGAGAUGGCAUCUGUGAGCCUUUUGAGAAGGAAACCAACAUCUUAGACUGUGGCCUCUAUACUCCCAAAGGAUUCUUGGAUCAGUGGGCUACCCAAGCUUACUCCUCACAUGAAAACAAGAAGAAAUGUCCUGUUUCCUUGGUAACUGGAGAACCUCAUUCCAUGAUUUGCACAUCAUACCACCCAGAUUUACCUGAACACCGUCCCCUUACUGGCUGGUUUCCCUGUGUCACCAGUGGGAAAAGACCUCAGGAUGAAGGAAGCAAACAGCCAGAAGGUAGCCUGGAGAGAGAAGAUGAGGUUUGGCUCAAAGUGUGUUUCAAUAGACCAGGAGUGGCCGCAGCAAUUUUCGUUUUCCUGAUGUCUGAUGGUCUGGCCCUUGGGGAACAUCAGCGGCCAACAGUGACCCUCCACUUGACUGAUGUCAGUGGAAAUAACCACUCUCUUGGAACCUAUGAACUGUCGUGCAAGCAUAACCCACUGUUUAUCAAUGUGACCCAUCACCCAAAUGUCCUUUUCCACCGUACCACCUCAGUGCUGCUGAAUUUCUCAUCCCCAUUGGUGGGCAUCUCAGCGGUGGCCCUAAGGACAUCCUCCCACAUCGGCCCUUCAGCUUCCAAUAACUGCAUCCCUGAGCAUGAGGGGCAGAAUCAUCAGGGACAGAGCUGUGUCCAUCGGCCUUGUGGGAAGCAGGGCAGCUGUGCACCAUUGCUGCUUGAUCACGCGGAUGUGGUGAACUGUACUUCUCGUGGCCCAGGUCACAUGAAGUGUGCUAUCAUCUGUGAAAGGGGGUUUGCCCUUCAGGCCAGCAGCGGGAAGUACCUCAGGCCCUUGCAGAAGGAAAUUCUGCUCACAUGUUCCUCUGGGCACUGGAACCGGGAAGUGAGCUGCUCUCCCAUUGACUGUGGCGUUCCUGAUCAGUCUUUGGUGAACUAUGCAACCUUCUCCUGCUUGGAGGGAACGAACUUUCUGAAACGCUGCUCAUUCACUUGUGUUCCACCAGCCAAACUUCAAGGACUGAGCCCAUGGCUGACCUGCCUUGAAGAUGGUCUCUGGUCCUUCCCGGAAGCCUACUGCAAGCUGGAGUGUGGCACGCCCCCGGUUAUCCCCAACGCCAAGUUGCUUCUGCCUCGCUGCCUCCAGGGCAACCACGACGUGGGCUCUGUCUGCAAAUACGAAUGCAAACCAGGCUACUAUGUGGUGGGAAGUGCGGAGAGUAAAGUCAGGAACAAGUUUCUGAAGAUACAGUGCCUGGAGAGUGGAAUCUGGGAGAAAGGCAGCUGCAUCCCAGUGGUGUGUGAGGCCCCUUCUCCUAUCUUUGAAGGCAUGUAUGAAUGUACCAAUGGCUUUCAGCUGGACAGCCAGUGUGUGCUCAACUGUGACCAGGAAAGUGAGAGGCUUCCCAUCCUCUGCACUAAGGAGGGACUGUGGACCCGGGAGUUUAAGCUGUGUGAGAACCUGCAAGGGGAAUGCCCACCACCUCCCUCAGAGCUGAAUUUCGUGGAGUACAAGUGUAAACAGGGAUACGGGAUUGGUGCAGUGUGUUCCCCAUUGUGUGUAAUUCCCCCCAGUGAUCCUGUAAUGCUACCUGAUAACGUCACUGCUGAUGCUCUGGAGCACUGGAUGGAGCCGGUCAAAGUUCAGAGCAUCGUGUGCACUGGGCGGCGGCGGUGGCACCCGGACCCCUUCCUGAUCCACUGCAUCCAGUCAUGUGAGCCUUUUCAAGCAGAUGGUUGGUGUGAUACUAUCAACAAUCGGGCCUACUGCCACUAUGAUGGGGGAGAUUGCUGCUCGUCCACACUGUCCUCCAAGAAGGUCAUUCCAUUUGCUGCUGACUGUGACUUGGAUGAAUGUUCCUGCCGAGACCCCAAGGCAGAAGAAAAUCAGUGACUGUGGGAUCUACCCAUUUCUCUGCUGCCCUGGAGACAGUAAGAGAGGCCUCCAUGGGAGGAAACAAAGUGAAUGAAGAAGAAAAAUCAUGAAAUGAAGAAAAGAGGAAGACAUGAAAGAUUUUUUAAGAAAAGCGAGAGGAUGUUAUAGGUGCCAACUAUUGUAUUAAGUGGCCUAAGUAGGGAAGAAUCAUGGGCAAAAGUUUCUUCAAAGUGGCAGUUGAUUAAAAGUAGAAGGAGAAAUAUGAUAGAUAUACAAGGACCCUCCUUCCUCACUUAUAUACUACUCAACCCCAUCCUCAAUGUUUGUCCUACUCGCAACUCUGCACCCUGCCAACUGUUUAGCCCCACCCAACUUGUAAACCAAUACCAAAAUACUAGAAGAGAAGUUUGCAGGGACACUCCAUUUAUACCCAUUUUGAAUGGAUUGCCAUCUUUUAAGGCUCAUCUAGUCUGAACUGGCUCUCUCCCUUUCUUUUGUGUAGUCUCCCAUAGUAAUAAUGAGGUUAGUUAUUCAUUCUUUUUAAGUAUUUAAACAUAAUUAUAUAAAUAUAUUAUAUAUUAUAUAUUUUGCUGUCUACUAAGCUAAUAAUUAUCCAUUGUUCCACACAUGCUGCUGUGAAGUUCAUGUUCAAAAUUAAUGCUGAGGGUUUGAGGACAGAAAGUCCUUUUUCCAUGUUUCUGUUGAUGGGGAUUGGCAUGCAGAGUGGGAAGAGGAAAAAGAGAGAGAAAGAUUAGGUGCUGUUCUUGAUGCUAACGUGUCAAGCUGACUAUAUUUUUAUGAGCUGGAAGCUGGACCUACUUUUAGGAUGUAGGGGUUGGAAUGAUAAUACUAAGAGGCUUGGAAAGUUGGGUGUGAAUACCCAUUGGUGAUGGGUCUAGGAGAAGUAUAUCAUGGUCUGGUUCUCAAGUAUCCACCCAGAAUACAUUAACUUCUUCCCACUUCUCUGAGCUCUCAAUUGGAGUCAGUGAGACCGAGGAUUUUCUCUGCUUCCAUAUUUGCCUAUUCCAGGUGUGGCUCUCAGCCAGCCAGCCAGUCAUAAGUUCGCAUUAGGGCUCAUUCUCUGAUCACCAAGAUCACAGGUAUUCCUUAUGCUUGGUCUGUGGUCUCAUUCCUUGUUACAAUUCCCCAGGCCUGGCCAUCAUUUGCAGCAACAUGACUCAUUGGUUUUCUGAAAGAAAGAAAGAUUAUAAAAAUGACAUAGGGGAAAGGUGGGAGUUGAUGAAAGAACAGGCAGGGACAGAGGACCCAAGGGAGAACACAGAGGACCCAAGGGAGGACUAAAUCAGGGCUGCGUACAAGAGGAUGAAAUGAGUCAAGGAGACUCAACCCCGGUUCCAAAGAAGAUCUAAGGAGAUCCUUUGUGCAGUGUAGAGAUUGAGGUAAAUUCCAUUCAAUUGUGAUAUGUAAAAUCUCUGACUUAGAGAUUUCAACUUGAGCAAGCUAUGGAAACACGUGGAGCAAGGGUGACACUCUGUGGGGAAAGAGAAGAAUUUCAACUAUUUAGGGUCCAUUUUGUUGUCUUUACCUUUUCUUAUUCAAUAGAUGGACUUUAAAUGAAAUGACUACAUCAAGCUGCCACUGUUUAUGUCCCAGGAUCACUAAUUUUCAUAUGACCCCUAUUGUAGUUAUGUGUUUUUGUAAUGGCUUCUGGAUUUGGUCUUGGGGAGAGAGAGAGAGAAGAGUUAAUUUCUGUUCAACACCCAAGUCUCAUCAUCUCAGGAAAGGCUGUCAGCCUUGUAUCCAUCAGUCUUUUUCUCCAAAGAAAGUCAAGAACUAGCAUAAAAUUAGAGCCCAACCUUGGUCUCUCCAGAUCAUCUGCUCUUUUCCUCUGACUACAGUUUUUCUACUCUUGUUUGCAAUCGCUUUGCAGAUAGGAAAAGGAAAUGUUACCCAACACUAUCUUGAACCAGACUUCAUGUAAAAAAGAACACUAUUCAGGAAUAGAAAAAACAAGGAGAAGAGGGAUAUACACAUCUGUGGCAAUGUGCAACGAGGGUGGCAAAGGCACUGGGGAAAGGAAAGAGCCAAGUUUUCUCAUCCAAAAACUCUAGUUUUAGCACCCAAAGGAAACAAUAGCCUGAAUAUGCCAUUCACAGAUUUCAUACUUAGUGCCCCAAAGAAGACAAUGAAUAUUUAUUUCUGGGACUCUGAUAUGGAAAGAACAGUGGAGAAGCUUAGAUUUUUCAUUUGAAAAAAAUAAAAAAAAAUAAUCCUAAACAUAAAAUUGUUUUCUUGGGAAAGAUAUACAGAUUCCUGGAAGAGCUUCAAGCUCUGCCUUGGCAAAUCCUGCCUUGUUUGAGGAUUGAGACAAAGGAAUAGUUAUCCUGGAUAUUGCCUAGCUCAGGGAAGGUUGUAGCCCCACACAUGAACAUGGAGCCCGUGGUUCAUACCAGUGUCUCACACACUCAGUCUCCCCUAGGAGUAACAGUGAGAACAUUUCUGUUCUGUAUUUUAUUUAAAAAAUUUUAUUCUCUGAUGGUGACAUCUGCAAUUCACCACUGCCUUGGAAAUGUGAGAGGACAUUUUCUGUGGUGUGUGAAAAGCCCCUCAGAAUGAAAGUUUCGCAGCCCUCAUCAGUUCCAGCCCUUCUGAGAUGGCAGGUGCACCUGGCCCUUGUUCCUGGGGCCGAGUGUUUUGAGCUCUGGCUGCUGCUUAGGUCGCUGAUGAAGUUACAGAUCCCCAGGGAACAUCAGUUCACACUGACUCCAUGUGGUUGUGCUGCUCUUACCCACUCAUGGGGUUACCGAUAGUCUCUCCCAGGGACUCUUCUGUCUGCUUUCUCCUGGCUUGCUUGUUCCAAAAUCACUUCUCCGCCUCUUCUUUUUUCCUAGUAACUAGGGGGAUCUGACACCCAGGUUGCACAGGGCUGGCUAACUCUGAUAACUAGCAUACCAGCCUCCAACCAGAGAGACACAGAGAGAAAGAACAGAAUGAGGAGAAUGGGCAGAUACCAAAAACUGUCCAUGAAAGUACUUUCUAUUCUUGAUUUCCUUCUUUUCUUUCCUCCAUUACAAGGCAUUGGACUUGGCAUUUCCCCUCUUCUAUGAGAUGGCUCUUGAGUGGUCAGUUAGCAUCCCAAGGGAAUGGCUUGAUUGGGAACAUAAUGAAAGGAGCUGAUCUACUGUAUUGUAAUGUAAAACAGCUACAACCGAUUAUUUUGGAAGAUUAUGAGAUGUUCAUUAAAAAA
This is a messenger RNA of Choloepus didactylus (southern two-toed sloth), 8560 nucleotides long. It is a transcript of the gene PAPPA2, whose product is annotated as pappalysin 2. Gene Ontology annotation, molecular function: protein binding; metallopeptidase activity. NCBI's taxonomy places the organism in Eukaryota, Metazoa, Chordata, Mammalia, Pilosa, Megalonychidae. The record is from RefSeq and is a predicted model, not a curated record. Bases 1 to 5370 code for a protein of 1789 amino acids. The transcript is spliced from 22 exons.